Austrofundulus limnaeus is the source of this 1583-nucleotide messenger RNA. It is a transcript of the gene hnf4a, whose product is annotated as hepatocyte nuclear factor 4, alpha. NCBI's taxonomy places the organism in Eukaryota, Metazoa, Chordata, Actinopteri, Cyprinodontiformes, Rivulidae. Gene Ontology annotation, molecular function: zinc ion binding; DNA-binding transcription factor activity; RNA polymerase II cis-regulatory region sequence-specific DNA binding. Bases 73 to 1437 code for a protein of 454 amino acids. The record is from RefSeq and is a predicted model, not a curated record. The transcript is spliced from 10 exons. Gene Ontology annotation, biological process: regulation of DNA-templated transcription.
AUCUUCUUGGACAAGUCUUUCAGCCCUACUGUCAGGUAGUUGAGGAUCUGUAGGUGCACAGCUCUGGCAGACAUGGACAUGGCAGACUACAGCGAGGCUCUGGACCCGGCCUACACCACGCUGGAGUUUGAGAACAUGCAGGUGCUCCCGCUGGGCACAGACUCUUCGCCGUCCGACAGCACCAACAUGAGCACCCCCGGCCACCUGGCAGCGGGCAGCUUGUGUGCCAUWUGUGGGGACCGGGCGACGGGCAAACACUACGGGGCCUCCAGCUGCGAUGGCUGCAAGGGCUUCUUCAGGCGCAGUGUCCGCAAAAACCACAUGUACUCCUGCAGGUUCAGCAGACAGUGCAUUGUGGACAAAGACAAGAGGAAUCAAUGCAGAUACUGCAGACUGAAGAAAUGCUUCAGAGCCGGCAUGAAGAAAGAAGCUGUACAAAAUGAAAGAGACAGAAUCAGCACCAGGAGGUCCAGCUACGAGGACAGCAGUCUACCGUCCAUCAAUGCCCUYAUUCAGGCAGACGUUCUGUCCCGACAGAUCACGUCCCCUGCUCCCAUCCUGAACGGAGACAUAAGGACCAAGAAGAUCGCCACCAUCACAGACGUCUGCGAGUCCAUGAAGCAGCAGCUGCUGGUCCUGGUGGAGUGGGCCAAAUACAUCCCAGCCUUCUGUGACCUGCCCCUGGAUGACCAGGUGGCUCUGCUUCGAGCUCACGCAGGAGAACACCUCCUGCUUGGUGCAGCCAAGAGGUCCAUGCUCUACAAAGACAUCCUCCUGUUAGGAAAUGACCACAUCAUUCCCAGAAACUGUCCGGAGCUGGAGGUGGGCAGGGUAGCAGUGAGGAUCCUGGAUGAGCUGGUGCUUCCCUUCCAGGACCUUCAGAUAGAUGACAAUGAAUAUGCCUGCUUGAAGGCCAUCGUUUUCUUUGACCCAGAUGCUAAAGGUCUGAGUGACCCUGGGAAGAUCAAGCGAAUGAGGUAUCAGGUCCAGGUCAGUCUGGAGGACUACAUCAACGACAGGCAGUAUGACUCCCGCGGUCGCUUCGGAGAGCUGCUCCUGCUGCUGCCCACGCUACAGAGCAUCACCUGGCAGAUGAUCGAGCAGAUCCAGUUUGUCAAACUCUUCGGCAUGGCAAAGAUCGACAACCUGCUGCAGGAAAUGUUGCUGGGAGGUUCAGCUAAUGAAGCCCCACAUGCCCCCCACUCUCUGCACCCCCACCUGGUCCAAGAACACCUGAGCAGUAACGUCAUCGUGGCCAGCAACCUGCCGACGCCCAUCCAUAACGGCCAAAUCUCCACUCCUGAAACUCCAAUCCCAUCUCCGCCCACGGCCUCCGGCUCAGAACAUUAUAAAAUGCCUCAGGGGGUCAUAGCCACGGUGCCCAAGCAGCCCACCUCCAUCCCUCAGCCCACCAUCACCAAGCAGGAGGCCAUUUAACAAACWUUUGAGAAAAUAUGUUCAGCAUCCAAGCUGUUAACGUGACUGAAACAGUAAAAGUAGCUAAAGACGUUCCAUGWAAUUACCAGUUUCUCACAGCUAGGCUUCAGGGAGAUGUUUGUACAUAAAAUGCAGAUGAAGUUGAA